GAGCAGCAGCGAAGGACAACAGGAAGUGACCAGAUGCUAGCAAUUGGUCGAAGGAAAACCAUGGAUCUAUAAUAAGAACCGGAGACGUGAGCCCAGCAGUGGGGCUAGUUCUGUACAGAUGGGUUCUCCUCUCAGUUUAACACUGUUCCACUCGUUUUAUUCGUGGGAUUUAAACGUUAAACGUCUUAUUUCUCCGUUCAUAUUUAGAAUGAAACGGUCCAGUUUGCAGAUCUGAGCCAUGAACUCGGUGUCCCCCAGUGCUGCGCAGUAUGUGGGAGGUGUGAUGCAGGAUGACCGUGUAGAAAUGCGCAGGCAGCAGUGUAACUAUGGACCCAGGCCAUCGCAGACGGCCGAUCCCACGAGAGACGCAGCCGAUGAGCCAGAUGAAGUGGAUAAACUUAAAGCUAGAUUUAUUUCAGCCUGGAACAACGUCAAAUAUGGCUGGACAAUAAAAACUAAAACAUCUUUUAACAAAAUCUCACCAGUUCACAUCCUGGGACAGUCGUUUCUACUCAACAGUGAAGAUGAGGUGGAGCGAUUCCGUCUGGCCUUUGUCUCUCGCGUUUGGAUGACCUACAGGAAGGAGUUUCCUCAAAUAGAAGGCACCUCUUUGACGACAGACUGUGGCUGGGGCUGUAUGCUGCGCAGUGGUCAAAUGAUGCUGGCUCAGGGGCUUUUGGUCCAUCUGAUGCCCAGAGACUGGACUUGGCCGGACGCUCAGCCGCUAACUGACGUGGAUUUUGAAGUUUUUCGACCUCGAUCUCCAGUUCGAGCUGCUGGUAUUCCCAUUCCCUCAUUUGCUGCUCCUCGAAUGCUCAACACUCCUGAGAAAACAUCUACGAGCGACAGUACGGCCAGAACGAGCCAGAGGGAAAGGCCCGAGUCUACAAGAGAUAAGCAGGCCGAGCCCAUCCACCACAAACUGCUCACGUGGUUUGACGAUCAGCCGCUCGCUCCCUUUGGAAUUCAUGAAUUGGUGGAAAUUGGCAAAAGUUCAGGGAAAAAAGCAGGUGACUGGUACGGCCCCUCCAUAGUCGCUCACAUACUUCGGAAAGCCGUAGCAAAAGCCUCAGUCGUCCAUAACCUGGGAGUGUACGUGGCUCAGGAUUGUACUGUGUACAAAGGCGACGUGGUCCACCAGUGUGAUUUGACACAAAGUCGAUCCCCCGGUGAUCAGCUGAACCACUCAUGGAAGUCUGUUAUCAUCCUCGUUCCUGUUCGUUUGGGCGGCGAGGCUCUAAACCCGUCCUACAUCGAAUGUGUAAAGAACAUCCUUCAGCUGGAGUGUUGUAUCGGCAUCAUCGGAGGAAAACCAAAACACUCGCUCUAUUUUAUUGGUUUUCAAGACGAUCAUUUACUUUAUCUGGACCCUCAUUAUUGUCAACCUGUGGUAGACGUCACUGAAGUCGACUUUUCACCAGAGUCAUUCCACUGUAGUUCACCUAAAAAAAUGCCGUUUAAUCGUAUGGACCCGAGCUGCACCAUCGGUUUCUACGCCAAAACCAGAAAAGACUUUGAAUCGCUCUGUUCUGCUGUUAGUGUGGCUCUUUCUUCGUCCAAGGAGAAGUACCCCAUCUUCACGUUUGUGGAGGGGCGGGGCCAGGACUACGGACUCGAGGGACACGGCAGUAACCAUAGUUUUCCCGCUGCCCACAUUUUACCCUCACGAACUGUGGAAAACUCUUACAACAGAAGAAACAGUGAUGAGUUUGUCUUCCUGUAAAGCUCUGAGGACACUAUAAAACCACUUUUAUUUAAAACAAAACGGGAUCUCCAGUCUAAUGUGUGUGGGGUUCAUUGUGUCAUGUGAAGAACCGUAGAACGUCACUGCCCAAAAACGAAAAAAAAUAUGUUACUUUAAGAAUAUUUAUCUUCAUUUUAAAGAGUCAGUUUGCUGAUUGUGAGGCUGGAUCGGUGUAAAUAUUAUCUACUGUACAUUAGUUUUAUAUAUUUAUUUAUCAUGAGUGUGUUUGAGUGUGCGUGUGUGCGUUUGUGUGCGUGUAAACCGUUCUCAUUUUGUGUUUGUGUGUUUAGACUAUUUCAUAAAGGCUCAGUCAGUUUAAAUUGCAGACUUGCCUCAGUUCUCUCCCAGAGCGUCAUUAUGAUUUGUUGUAAUAUUUCAUAUGUACGAGUCUCCAGUCUCCUGAUAACAGUGCGUUUAUGCGAAUGUAGCGCUCAUGAAAUCAUUUGUGUUCAACUGUGCUGAAUUUACUGAUUAAAGUCACACACUGGAAUCAUUUGU
Periophthalmus magnuspinnatus is the source of this 2242-nucleotide messenger RNA. It is a transcript of the gene atg4da, whose product is annotated as autophagy related 4D, cysteine peptidase a. NCBI's taxonomy places the organism in Eukaryota, Metazoa, Chordata, Actinopteri, Gobiiformes, Gobiidae. Gene Ontology annotation, molecular function: protein-phosphatidylethanolamide deconjugating activity. The record is from RefSeq and is a predicted model, not a curated record. Bases 239 to 1723 code for a protein of 494 amino acids. The transcript is spliced from 11 exons.